CGAGGGGUCGAAAUUUGGAGCUGGCACUGGAAGAAUGCUGGUUAGGGAGGUCUACAAACAUUGCCUGACCGCAGCUUAUUAUGUGCACGACCAGGCCGCCGACAGCAGAUUGUACGUAGAAAUGUGGAGUUAGUCGUGGCUGUGUAUAGGCCCGGCCGAUGCCGCACGCGAUAACGCCGCGGCACCGUUAAUCUCGCAUAGCGUCGUGUCGCACAGCGCCAUGUCGCACGCUGUCAUGUCGCACCUGUCGCACGGCAGGGCUGGCCGACGGGCCCAGCACGCGCUUUGUCGUGUUCUCCGCGCGCGCUACAGCUGCUUGUGGCGACAGCCAGCAGGCACAGAGGCUGCUACGGCCGGCUUGAUGGACCGGGGGUUGCGCACGCGAACCAUCCAAAUCAUUCCCCGCUUGGCCGAAUUCACGAUUGCUGGCGCUUCGUCGGAUCUUCAUGCCAGCUCAUUCGCCGAUCCUUUCGCCAGCUCAUUCGCGAAGCCGUUUGGUAGCGCCGUUGCGAGUCCGUUCGCGAGCACCUUUGGGCGACCGGGCGGCGCGCGUGGGGUGUCAAGUGACACAGACUUGAAGGAGGUGGCCGAGACCCUCGCUAUAGUGUCACUCGUUAAAGCGUUCAGAGACCGAGGGCACUAUGUGGCACAGCUAGACCCCUUAGGUCGGCACCUUGGCCCUCUCAAGGACAACGCCCAGCCACCACCUGCUGCUGCUGCUGCUGCCAAUGUUUCAGUAGCGAACCCAGGCAGCAAGGGCAAGGCUCGAGGGCGAGCUGGGCUGAGCUGGGUAUCAAAGACUGCAGCUGCUGGCAGCAAGGGGAGCGGUGCUGGCAGCAGCAGUGGUGCCUCGAAUCUCCCCGAGCCUGAGAACGCGCCGGACCUGUUCCGCCUGCUUCGGAACUACCCGGAGCUGGACCUGGGUGCAGUAGGUCUGGCAGGCAUUGACGUGAAGAAGAGGUACUUCUUGGGCGAGCAGCUGCGCAUUGUGAGAGCAGCCCAGCUGUUCUGGACGGUGGAGGAGGUGGUGGGGCUGCUGCGCAACGCGUACUGCCGCACGAGCACAGUGGAGUGCGCGCAUCUGGCGAGCAAGGAGCAGAAGCUGUGGGUGCAAGCUGCCAUGGAGCGACCUCCCUUGAGACAGCUCUUCUCGCCCCGGCAGCAGAGACAGCUGCUGCACCGACUGCUGUAUGCAGACUCCUUUGAGCGUUUUCUUGCACGCAAGUUCCCCUCAGUAAAACGGUUUGGCAUGGAGGGCGGGGAGGCGCUGGUGCCAGGCCUGCUGGCGCUGCUUGGUCGAGCUGCUGGGAGCGGAGUGAAGUUUGUUGAGCUGGGCAUGGCGCACAGGGGUCGCCUGAGUGUGCUGCAUGCCGUGCUGGGAAAGCCCCUGAGCUCCAUCCUGUCUGAGUUCAAGCCACCUGAAGUUUCACCUGAACUCUCUGAGCUGCUGCAAGUGGGCGACGUCAAGUACCACCUGGGUACUCGUUCCACACUCGAGUUUGAAGGCAACCAGGUGCACGUGUCGCUGCUGCCCAACCCCAGCCACCUGGAGCUGGUGGAUCCAGUGGUGGUGGGCAAGGCCAGAGCCAAGCAGCUCUUUACCAACGACACCAGCAGGCGAUCUGUCAUGGGCUUGAUUCUCCAUGGAGAUGCGGCCUUCAGUGGCCUUGGCCUCGCUCCUGAGGUGCUGCAGCUGUCGGAGCUGCCAGAGUACACCACAGGCGGCACGAUCCACGUGAUCAUCAACAAUCAGAUCGGAUUCACCACGGAUCCCAAGCUCGCACGUUCCUCACCGCACCCCUCUGACUUCGCCAAGGCGGUAGGGGCGCCCAUAUUCCAUGUGAACGCGGAUGAUCCCGAGGCUGUGGCUCACAUCUGCUCGCUCGCUGCGGACUGGCGGCAGACAUUCGGCAAGGAUGUGGUGGUGGACCUCGUGUGCUACAGGCGACAUGGGCACAAUGAACAGGACGACCCCCGAGUGACCCAGCCCCUCAUGUACUCGCUGGUGGACAGCCACCCUCCGUGCCUCGGGCUGUACGCCAACCGGCUCCUGGCAGACGAGGUGGUCACGACUGAGGAGCUUGCCAGCUGGCAGACUGACGUGGAGGCUGAGUUUGAACGCGCCUUUGAGAACGCUAACAAGCAACAGCUGUCGCCACAGGAUUGGCUGGCCGCCAACUGGCAAGGGGAGGCUCUGGGUUCGCUGGUGAGUCAGCGCAAGAUUCAACCAACCGGCCUCCCCACGAAGACACUGCAGCGUGUGGGCGAGGCGCUCUGCACUGUACCGCCAGACUUCACCUUGCACCCUCAGGUGGCAUCUCUGCUGGAAAAUCGGCGCAAGAUGAUGGCAACUGGGGAGGGCAUUGACUGGGCCAUGGCAGAGGCUCUCGCCUUCGGCUCGCUUAUCCUACCGUUUGAUGCGUCAGUGGGUCAGACCCCUGACAGCAACCCGGCGCACGCCGUGCGGCUGAGUGGGCAGGACUGUGAGAGGGGCACGUUCAACCACCGCCAUGCCGUGAUGCAUGACCAAGUCACAGGAAAGCGGUACACCCCCCUGCAGCACCUAGCAGCGGGGCAGGAGCGGUUCACAGUGUGCAACUCGAGUCUGUCGGAGGCAGCGGUGCUAGGCUUUGAGUACGGCUUCAGCCUGGAGAACGAAAACGCCCUAGUCUGUUGGGAGGCGCAGUUUGGGGACUUUGCCAACAACGCGCAGGCGAUAAUCGACAACUUCAUAGUGAGCGGCGAGGAGAAGUGGAUGACGUCCACGGGGCUCGUCAUGCUGCUGCCGCACGGCUUCGACGGCCAGGGGCCCGAACACUCGUCAGCGCGCCUUGAGAGGUACCUGCAGCUGGUGAACGAUGAUGCCGACCACCUCCCUGGCUACGGGCCGCACUUUGCCAGCCAGAUCGAGGCAGGAUUCUCUGUGGCGGACCGAGACAACAAGGGCCACGUGUCACUGUCUGAUUUGCUCUCGUUCAUGGAGUCGCAGUACGGGCUGGGCCACGACUACGUGACGGCGCUCGCUCACCAGAUGCACAUCGACAGCUCGAAUAAGAUCUCCAAGGCGGACUGGGAGGCGUUCAUGGUGCGCUGGAUGCGGCGCAAUGCCCAGAGGGACAACAACCUCUGCGUCGUCAACCUCACCACUCCCGCCAACUACUUCCAUGCGCUCAGGCGCCAGGUUAAUCGGCACUUCUCCAAGCCCCUGGUGGUGAUGGCACCCAAGUACCUAUUGCAUCACAAGCCCUGUGCUUCACCUCUCAGCCAUUUCACGUCGGGCACAUUCUUCCAGCCUGUGAUAGCUGAUGGGGACGCGGGGGACAACAUGAGCCAUGCGCAUGGCGACAUGCUGAUGCCACCUGGCAAGAUGAAACGGCUCGUUUUGUGCUCAGGGAAGAUUUACUACUCCCUGGCGCAUGCAAGGAGGGCGAGGAAGCAGUGGGAUGUGGGGCUGAUGCGCAUAGAGCAGAUAGCGCCCAUGGCGGUGGACCACAUGGCUCGGGUCAUCAACAGCCACUGCAACGCCGAGCUCGUGUGGGCGCAGGAGGAGCCCAAGAACAUGGGAGCAUGGCCGUACAUCAGGCCACGUGUUGCCACGCUAUUGCACAGUCUAUGUCCACAUCAUCCUGCCACGUCAGCACUCACACCCAUCCGCUUUGUUGGCCGUGCCCCCUCUGCUUCUCCAGCCACCGGUAGCUUUGCCAUCCACCAAUCGGAAACCAAAGCCAUCAUAGAUGCUGCACUCGCGUGAUUCUGGGUUAUAUAAGAAUGGUUUAACGUGUUGUUAAAAGGGUAUCAUGAGCUGCUGCCAUAAUUUAUUACUCGUUAGACGCUUGAGAAUCGUGGAUUGCUUUUUAGGCCCGAAAUCAAUCUCAGCAUAAGCCUCUAGUACACUAGCUUUGUAACAAGGAGUGGGUAUCAAGUGUGCCUGGGUUUCGGCGCGAGGACAUGCGGUUGGCUCGUGCGAUUCCUGCCUCGCCUGUCCAUCUCCCUUCGAGAUUGGCGUGGCGGCUCGGCUA
Closterium sp. NIES-67 is the source of this 4019-nucleotide messenger RNA. The record is from the annotation of a GenBank genome assembly. NCBI's taxonomy places the organism in Eukaryota, Viridiplantae, Streptophyta, Zygnematophyceae, Desmidiales, Closteriaceae.